Closterium sp. NIES-67 is the source of this 448-nucleotide messenger RNA. The record is from the annotation of a GenBank genome assembly. NCBI's taxonomy places the organism in Eukaryota, Viridiplantae, Streptophyta, Zygnematophyceae, Desmidiales, Closteriaceae.
GAUACGAAAUGCUUGGGAGAGAGUGGCGCGGCGGGAGAGAGAGAGAGAGAGAGAGAGAGAGAGAGAGAGAGAGAGAGAGAGAGAGAGAGAGAGAGAGAGAGAGAGAGAGAGAGAGAGAGAGGAGAGAGAGAGAAGAGAGUAGCGCGAUGGGAGAGAGAGAGAGAGAGAGAGAGAGAGAAGAGAGAGAGAGAGAGAGAGAGAGAAGAGAGAGAGGAGAGAGAGAGAGAGAGAGAGAGAGAGUAGCGCGAUGGAGAGAGAGAAGAGAGAGAGAGAGAGAGAGAGAGAGAGAGAGAGAGAGAGAGAGAGAGAGAGAGAGAGAAGAGAGAGAGAGAGAGAGAAAGAGUAGCGAGGGGAGAAGAGAGAGAAGAGAGAGAGAGAGAGAGAGAGAGAGAGAGAGAGAGAGAGAGAAGAGAGAGAGAGAGAGAGAGAGAGGAGAAACGCGGCGGGC